CUGCCACUAUAUAGUGGGUGGGCAACAGCACUCGACCAUGAACGCGCGGACGGAGGCAGACAGAGCCGAAUAAAAAAGAUAGAAAAUAAUAAAAAAAAAAGAAAGAAAGAAAGAAAAAAGAGGACGACAACAGAGAGCUUCUUCAUUCGUGUUCCGAACCGUGUCGAGACCGGUCUGCUCUCUCCCAGCGCUCCCUCCCCACAGUUUCCUUAAAAACUUGGACGUUCAACGACCAUCAAACCUUCGAGUGAACGCGUGUUACACACCAUAACUGACGAGCAAAUUAAGCCAUUCGAUUUGCUGCCACGGGGCUAAAUAGAACGGUGGGAGAGAGAGAGAGUGAAUAGCUGUCAAUUGCAACUGCAUCGAUUGGGUGAGAACGGCCGGACGACACGCACACAAAACCGCCAAAAAAAAAACAAAACAACAUCGAGGACGGACGACGUUCAAGACAAAAAAAGGGAACUAGCGCCCUCGUUUGUGUCCGCUGCUCUCCCAAGUUCUAUCCAUCAAAACGAGAAGUAAAAAAAAAAAAGAAAAAGUUACAGAGAGCUAAGAAGAGAAACAAAUAACCAAAGGCGAAAACAAGAAGAAGGAAGAAAUCAUUGAGCGAUCAGAGAAAAUGGCCAAGUAUUUGAGACGCAGUUUCCGGCGUAAGAAGGAAGUCCGUUUUAUGGGAAGUGCCGAACACGAAGAUGGGGACAGCCCUACGCCGCGCUACCGACCCGACGGCAUCGACGCCCUUUGCAAAGCUACCGGAUUCAGCCGCAAGGAGCUUCAAUUAAUGUACCGCAGUUUCAAACAGGAAUGCCCAACUGGAACGGUCAACGAGGCCACUUUCAGGCGCAUCUACACCCACUUCUUCCCUUACGGAGAUGUUUCUCCUUACGCUCACUGCGUUUUCCGGGCGUUCGACAUUCGCCACAACGGCGUCAUCAACUUUGAGGAUCUGGUGCUGGGAGUAUCAUCGCUGUCACGCGGAUCAGUGCCGGAUAAAUUACGUUGGGUUUUCACGCUGUACGACGCCGAUGGCGACGGAGUCAUCAGCCGAGGUGAAUUACGAGACGUUGUCAUGGCCGUCCAUCGACUCAGCCCUCACGGCAACCUACUGUCGAGUAAAACGAUUCCUGACAUGAUGCCAAGUCCUUCAACCACCAAUUCGGCAGCAGCAAUGGCCGAACGCAGAAAUCAUGAAAUGUUUGCUGAACGACACGCAGAUCGCAUAUUUCAGAAACUCGAUAUCAACUGCGACGGACAAGUCACGUGGGAUGAAUUCCUGGAAACAUGCACCAAGGACGAAACAAUCGCCAACACUAUGGCCAAUAUGGACGUCGCCCUUUGAAAGAAAUCAUUUGCUUCUUCAAAUAAUGCUCGGAAAAGAUGAAAGAAAAAAUUCAAUCUCGUCAGAUCUUUCCGUGAUGUAAUUUUUUAUCCCUUUCCCUGAUUACCCGUAGAUGUAUUUCAUUCGUGUAGGAACUCGGACUGUUUUUUUCAUCACCUUCAAAAAAUCUUUAACGUGUUGUUUCAACGGAAAGAACUAGAUGGCGAUAUAUUACAUCAUGUUGUUAACGAAAAAUCAUUCUGAAAAAAAAAAAGAAAGAUAGAAAAAAAAAUCCUGCCAAAUAACGUAUUUAUUUAUCGAUCCGAAUGUGGAUUGCAGUUAACGGAGCAAAUUAAUUAUGAACUCUCAUUUUUUUUUCAACCCAUUCGUUCAUUCUUUAUAUUUUCGUGCAUGUAUAUCCACAUUCUGGAGAGAGACACGAUUUUUCCAACAGUA
This is a messenger RNA of Daphnia magna, 1777 nucleotides long. Its product is annotated as Kv channel-interacting protein 1. The record is from RefSeq and is a predicted model, not a curated record. Bases 623 to 1342 code for a protein of 239 amino acids. The transcript is spliced from 11 exons. NCBI's taxonomy places the organism in Eukaryota, Metazoa, Arthropoda, Branchiopoda, Diplostraca, Daphniidae. Gene Ontology annotation, molecular function: calcium ion binding.